AUGGCGCCAUGGUCACGACUUACCAGCCCCAUCUACAAAAACACCGGCUCCGUUGCGCGCGACCAUCUCGCGUCCGAGCGCACCUAUCUAGCCUGGACAAGGACAGGACUCGGCUUCGUCGCGCUUGGCAUGGGCGUCGAGCGCUUCUCCCGCUUCGAGGCCAUUGCGCUUGGGAACGGCAGCAGCAGCAGUAAGCCGCCGACGCCGGACGAGAAACAACAGGAGGGAGGCGGACACGGCAAGGAGGAGGCGCUCGGCUCGCGGCUGCUCGUGGGGACGCUGCUGACGCUGGGCACUGGAUGCAUGGUGUACGCGACGAGGAGGUAUUUCUCGGUGCUCCGGUCGCUGGAAAAGGGCGAGUUUCGCCCCGCGUACCAGGGCAUUGCGGCAAUGGGCGCGGUGCUGGGUGCUCUGGGAGGUGGCGUGUCGACGAGAAUGACGGGUGCUUGGUUUGAGAGCGAGGAGUCGGCUGCGAAAAAGUGA
Molecule: messenger RNA, 483 nt
Organism: Beauveria bassiana ARSEF 2860
Lineage: Eukaryota; Fungi; Ascomycota; Sordariomycetes; Hypocreales; Cordycipitaceae
Exons: 1
Coding region: 1-483 (160 amino acids)
Source: RefSeq, a predicted model, not a curated record